Molecule: messenger RNA, 1697 nt
Organism: Geodia barretti
Lineage: Eukaryota; Metazoa; Porifera; Demospongiae; Tetractinellida; Geodiidae
Source: the annotation of a GenBank genome assembly
GACAGACAUCAUCAGCUAUUGAACCAACAGAAUCUGAAUCUGGAGUUGGUGGAGUUGUUGGUGGUGCAGUUGCCGCAGCUGUGUUUGCUAUAGCUGCUAUUGUAGUGCUUAUAAUACUGGUUUAUUUUAUAAGAAGAUAUCGAAUGGUAAGUUAUAUACAGUAGCUUUUUUACAUCAUUCGUAAUGUUAAUCCUAUUUGCACUCAAUGUACAUAAUAUGCACAGCGAGGAUGGUGCUCUGUUUGUGUGCCUGUACGUAAAACGCUUGCACACAUCAUUUUAUAGCGCCUUUUAAAGUUAUGGUUGAUGUUAUUUACAAUACAAAUAAUGGUUCACAGAGUUUUCAUUGUCACAAUCAGUGUGGCAUGCAUAAGAUCUGUGGAUGCAGCAUUACAAGGUCUGGAUGCACGCAAAGCAUGAUAGUGCAAGCAGUCUAGCUGAAUGUUGAAAUGUGAUGGCGAUGCCUUGAGUUAGUAAAACAACUUUGACAUUUUGCAGACAAAUAAGCUUGUUGUUGAUGGUGUUAAGGAUUAUCCUGGAGAACAACUCAGUCAAGAUGAGAAGAGCAGCAUUAUGCGAGUAAAGGAAGAUAAAAGUCGAGAGAAAAGUGGCAUUGGUGGACUUUGUAUAGAUGGGAAUAAAAUAUACUAUUCCUGCUGUGAAAAAUACACAAAUAAACCAGACGAACUGUAUACAAUUCACAUAUGUAAACCAGAUGGAGAAUUGAUGAUUCUUGGUGGCUUCAAACAUAUACGAGGGAUCGCAAAAUAUGGCAAAAACUUCUACGUUGUUGACAGCCUCAACAGGCGAGUGUUGAAGUUUGACAGUAAGUGGAACCCAGUAAGCAGGACAAGUCGUAGAUCUACAAAAAACGGCCUUGUUUUGAGUGAACCUUACGGAAUUUACAUAAAUGGAGAGUAUGUUUUUGUCUGUGCACGCAGAAGCAAAAAAAUCUGCAUAUUUGAUCACGAACUGAAUUUACGUUAUAGUAUCAAACAUCAUCAUCUUGAAUCUGGUCCAAUUGAUAUUACUUUUUUCGAUGGUAAAUUCUUUGUGACCAUUAAAAGUGCAAUAAUAGUGCUUGAGAUUGACUUUGAAAGAAAAACAUAUAAAAUAUGCAAGAAAAGCGGGAUUCUCAUGGACAACAAACCUGAACCUUUCAAUGCAGGACUUGAAUUAAGAGGGAUAGCUGCAAGUGACAAAUAUCUAUAUGUUACAGAGACCGGUGGGCGAUUGCUGUGCUUGUGGUACCAUCCUACAAAUUACCAGCUCGUUUAUACCGAUUCAAUUCCGCAAUGCUCCCCGGUUGUUGUCGUUUACGAUGCUGGAUGUGUUUAUUAUAGCCGACGCAAAAAUAAAAAAGGAAGAUUCGCAAUUUCUAGAGUAGUUCAUGAUUCGUCCAUGAAUAAAAUGACGUAUGAGGAUAUUCCUAACUUAGGUUUGUAGCAUUUUUGACAUAUUUUUUUUACUGCGGCAAUGUUUAACUAAUUUUUCAGUUGCAUUGUAAGUUUUGGUAUGUGUUGGUAAACAGUUACAUGAUAUUCUAACCAUCUGUCAGAUGGCCCACAUCUAGCUGUACGCAUAAACCCAGUGGUUUUAUACAAGUGUUCUGUUCUCCUCGUGAGAAUCCACCUAUACGCCAUUUCAACAAUCUUUUCCUUCUUCUUGUUCUCCUUAUGGGAACCGGGUGAAGUGCUG